AUGCUCGCCUCGCUCGCAGGUGGCGCCUCAUGCGGACCGUCAAACCCGCUCCAGCAGCUGUCCAAGACGUACGGUGCAGACAGAGGGGCUCAGCAGGAUCACUUUGGCUCGCAGGCGGGGCCAUCGGGUUCACAAUCGUUCCGCCAGUCGACCCCGACUCAAGCCCAUCCCUCCGAUCCCUCCGCCGCCCAAUUCUUCCAGCCGCACCCUUCCCAGCCCUUCGACCUCGCUCCCCUCCACCGCGCCUUAACGCCCACGACAGCCCAGCCGAAAUCGGCCUCUCCCGCACCGCCAGCAUGGGCACAAGCGUUCGUCGCGCAGCAAGGUCCGCCUGUCGCUCACAGCGCACAGGAGCAGGAGAUGUUUGCUCGCGCGUUUGGGCGGCCACAACAGCAGGCGCACGUGGAGCAGUCGGCGUGGAGGAGCGAGUUUCACUCGCAGCCGGCAUCGCAGGUCCCGCAAGUCCCGCAGGCUCAGCCGCAGGCCAUGUCGCGCUUGCACGGCCAGGGCUUCUCGAAUAUCGGUCCGAUGAUGUCGAUGGCGAGACCGAUGGGUUAUGCGCCGCAGCAGGUCGCGCCGGGGAUGCAGGAUGUCCAGAUGGACCGCGCCAGGGAGGAGCAGAGCGGGAAAGUCGAUUGGGAGAAGGCCUUCCUGGCACAGGAGGUGGCGCCCGCCUCUCAGCUCAUCACCGACUCCCUCCCCUCCUCAACCACCUUCGCCGGCAUCACCGAGACCCGGCCUCUCACGCCUCCCCUCCGCGCCCACACGCCCAUCGCCGACACCCAAGCGCGCGACGCACUCGCCGAAACAGCCGCUAACCUCCUCUCGACCGUCAAGUCGGCCGAAGAGCAGCGUCUCCGGACGCAGGAGCACCAAUCGGAACGCGAUGUGGGCGACAAGUUCGCCCAGUCGUCGUUCAUGGAGCUCAUGCGGCGGUUGAAGGACGGAGAAGUCGCGGUUGAGGGGGACAAGGUCGUCGAGCAGGUUCAGCCUGUCGCGGCGGCGGACAAGGGUAAAGGACGAGCGAGGGACGAUGGAUGGGCGACCGAUUUCGCUGCGACGAUGCGUGAGCCCUUGGAGCGCGAGGAGGAAGGACGGGUCGGACAGGCGCCGCCGAUCUUGAGGCCCGGUCAGUCGGUCGCGGAGCAUGCGCACGAGCAGCACGCUUGGGCGGGUGGCUUCAACUUCCAGGCCUUCCGGGAGAACCAGGCCCGCGACAACCAGGAGCUCCUGCGCUCGACGAUGGAGGGGUACGACGAGCUGGGCGAGUUGUGGAAGGACGAGGACCGCGCGCGGACUGAGAGGGAGCGCGUGGCCAAGGGCAAGGGCAAGGGCAAGGAGCGCGCGCCGUUCCAGUUCCAGGGCGACGGCGGUUCGUUCGCUCACGAGGAGGACAUGCGCGACAUCGUCGCCGACACGCACGUCCCGCUCGCGCAGUCGUCGUGGGAGGAGGACUUUGACGACCCGAGCAUGAUCGUCGGCGGACACCAGCUUGGUGGCGGCGUUGCGCGGAGGUUGUCCGGCGCGGGCAUGUCGGCGCAGCAGAAGGAGUGGGAUUUGCUCCAGAGCGAGUGGGACAACAUCGAGGUCUCGGCGGCGGGGCUCAAGCCGAAGAACCAGAAAGAGGCGAUGGCCACGGCUUCGACGAGCGCGACAAGCCACGGCUACGCGUUUGCGCAGAACAACCCGUACGUCGGCGCGCACUAUCACUCGUCAUCGACGCACCACCACGCCCAGCACCAGGGCAACGCGACCGACCUCGCUGCGGUCCUCUCCGAACGCCACGACUCGCUCCUCCAGCGCGAAGCCGACGUCCAGCACGACCCGACGAACGCCUCGGCAUGGCUCUCACUCGGCCUGAAACAGCAGCAGAACGAGCGCGAAGAGUUGGCAAUUGCGGCUCUCAGGCGGGCCAUCGAGUUGGACCCCCUCGUCUCGAACGGCGCCGCCCAUCUCGCGCUCGCCGUCAGCUACACGAACGAGGGCCGCCGCAGCGAGUCGUACGAGGAGAUCAACCGGUGGGUCUCGGCGCAGACGGGCGAGAACCGUGCGUACGCGAACGAGAUCGAGCAGUACCGCCACUUGUUUGGCGCCGCCUUGCCCGACAACACGGUCGAACGCCACGCGUACCUGUCGAAUUUGCUCAUCCGGCUCGCGCAGCACAGCGCUGAGAAGGGCGAGGGUGCGGCGGGUGUCGACGCAGACGUCCAGAUCGCGCUCGGCGUCCUGUUCAACUCGAGCGAGGAGUACGACAAGGCCGGCGACUGCUUCGAGGCGGCGCUCUCGGUGCGCCCGGACGACCCGCUCCUGUACAACCGCAUCGGCGCGACGUACGCCAACUCGGGCAAGACCGACCUUGCCAUGCAGUACUACCACGCCGCGCUCGACCUCGACCCGGGCUACGUGCGCGCGAGGUUCAACCUGGCCGUCGCGGCAAUGAACCUCGGGCAAUACGAGGAUGCCGUCCACCACCUCUUGACAGCGCUGUCCGUGCAGGAGGCCGACAUGGAGUACGACAAUAUGCAGCAGACUCCGCCCGUCAACGCUGCGGGCGUCAGCCACGCCCUCUGGGACUCGCUUCACGUCUCGCUCAUCCAGAUGCACAAGAGCGAGUUGGCGCCCCUUUGUUCGGCUCGCGACCUCCGCGGUCUCCUCCAGGCGUUCGCGUCCGACCGGUAG
Rhodotorula toruloides NP11 is the source of this 2679-nucleotide messenger RNA. RefSeq names its product peroxisomal biogenesis factor 5. NCBI's taxonomy places the organism in Eukaryota, Fungi, Basidiomycota, Microbotryomycetes, Sporidiobolales, Sporidiobolaceae. The record is from RefSeq and is a predicted model, not a curated record. Gene Ontology annotation, cellular component: cytosol; peroxisomal membrane. Bases 1 to 2679 code for a protein of 892 amino acids. The transcript is spliced from 7 exons. Gene Ontology annotation, molecular function: protein binding. Gene Ontology annotation, biological process: protein import into peroxisome matrix, docking.